Actinia tenebrosa (Australian red waratah sea anemone) is the source of this 6122-nucleotide messenger RNA. RefSeq lists its product as uncharacterized. The record is from RefSeq and is a predicted model, not a curated record. Lineage: Eukaryota; Metazoa; Cnidaria; Anthozoa; Actiniaria; Actiniidae.
UUGUUUUUAAGGACAAGCAAGAAUGUAGCAGUAUACAAGAUUGCGUAUUCUCUCCCUCAUUAACCAACUCACCAGUUAAGGAGACAGUCUUCUCCAAUUCUCCUCUCAUGUCUCUCAUGUUGUCACCACAAAUGAAAACUAAACAACAACAGUUUACUGCAAAUAAGCUACACCAGAAAGUGAAGAAGCUACAGAUGGACCUUGAUGCUCAGAAUCAUUUGCAAUGCACUUUAGAAGAUGAUCUUGCAGAGAAGAACCAAGAGCUUGACACAAAAAAUGCAAAAAUCAGAGAAUUGCAGAAGGAACUUGUGCAGAUGAGGAUGGUGGUUGAUGAACUGGAAUUCUUAGAACAUUUCAAAAACGACUAUGAGAGGGCAGAAAAAGAAAAUAACAAAUUAAAACAGCGAAUCACCGAGCUUGAAGACUUCAAAGUGCAGAACUCGAAUCUCGAGGAAAGAACUACACGUUUUCUGAAGGAAAAAGACUUGUUCGAGAAACAGGUAGAGGAGAUAAAGGUAACUCAAGCAAGAUGUGAACGUUACAAGCAACAAGCUCAUCAGUGGGAAUUCCAAGCCAGUGAACUGCAAGCAGCAUUGAACAGGCGAGAAGAAGAGAUUGGAAAAGUGAUCAAAGAAAGAGACGAAGCAUUACAUGCAGCAACAGAGUCAGCAGAGAUUUGGAAGGCUCGACAAGUCCCGGAUCCAGAUGCUGAAGACGAUCUAAUCCAAUUUCCUCCAAGCCCCGUGAAUUUGAAGGCACCAAAUCUCGAGUCUCGGCUGAUUGAAUUGGAGUUUGAAAACGAGCGGAUAAAGAAGCAACUGGCUUCCACCGUAGAACCACAGGAACUCCAACGUAUCAAAGACGCACUGGAAGACAUGGAGCAAUCGAAGAAAUCUUAUGAAGAAAAUUAUGUUGAAGCGAAAUGCAAAAUUCUGGAACUGGAAGAUAGACUGGCUCAGGUUCAAGAUCAGUGUAGAAUAAGAGAAGAAGCACUACAAAGAAAACUCGAAGAUUCCGAAAAAGCAUCGAAUUCCACGAAUGAAAAACUAGAAAACUCGCGUAAGGAGUUGACCCGCGUUCAGUCAGAGCUGAUGGUAUCUCGUCGAGAAGUCGAAGCACAUGUGAUUGCUAUGGAAAAACAACGACUGACGACAAGCAAAGCUAUGGACGACAUGGCAGCUGAAAGGAAGACGGUGGAGGAGAUGGCGGAGAAAAAGCUGAGUGAACUUCGUGGAGAAUUGGAAGCUAAUCAGAAGCAAGCCUUGGAAUCUUGUGUACAAAUGAGAAAAGAUUAUGAAUCUAAGAUAAGGAAUGUUACAGAAGAGCUCAACUCUAUCCACAAGCAAGACAGAGAAGAAUUGCUUCAAAAACUCGAAGAGGCUGCCAAGCAAAAAGACACCAUACUUGCUGAGUUCUCCCUUGAACGAGAAGACUUAAAACAACUCGUCAAGAAAGCUGAAGACGAAGGGAUCCAAGUGAGAGACAUGUAUGAAAACAUGGUGGCAGAUGUCAAGAAUGAGCUCGAAAACGAGAUCAAGAAAUACGAAGAACUGAAUAUUGCCUUCCAACAAGCAAAUCUCUCAUUUGAUCAAAAGGCAACCAAUUUCCAGCAAGAGAAAGAUCGAUUGUCUGCUGAACUAGCGCAGUCGAAGGAAAACGAAAAGCAGUUCAUGCAGGAUGCCGGUCGCUUGAAGGAAGAGAUUGAAUGUUUGCUCCAAAGUGAGAAGAACCUGAAGGAAAGAGGAAUCAGCUCGAUGAAAGAAAUACAAGACUUACGAACGUCAGGGCAAGAGCUGAGAGAAGAAAUUAAUAAACUAAGCGCAGAAAUAAUCGCUUUGAAAGAGAAGGAAUCAAAGGUUGUAGAAGAAAAGAGCUCGUGUGAGGCAGUCAUUGCGUCACUGAAGGAGAAGGAAGGUAUGAUGUUGGAGGAGAAGGCACAAGUUAGUCUAGAGGUUGCUUCGCUUAAAAAAGAUUUCACGACAGAGUUGAGGUCUAUUACUGAAACCCUUGAGAAAGAAAAUGAGGCAAACAUGUCAAGAAUGAAGAAAAUAAACGAAGAUUUGAAUAAGAAAAUUCAAGAAGCAAAUAAAGAGAUAGCAGAGCGUGGUCAAAGUCUAGAAGAACUUACUCAAACUUUCAGUAAGCUGAAACAAGAUAUGGAUGCGACAGAGGCAAGGCUGCUGGAUGUGACUCGCGAAAGGAAUGAUCUAGAAAAAGCACUAGACAAAGAAAUUCAACUCGGAAGAGAGAAGGUGGAAACGUUGUCGUUUCAAAUGGAGCAGCUGAAAACUGAGCAUACCAAUGCUGUACAAGAGAUGAUGAGCACAUUGCAAGACGAAAGAAAGAAUCAUAAGAAAGAGAAAAAAGAUAUGGAUGACGAACUACAGAAGGCAUGCCAUGGGUUAAAGGCUGCAGCAGACAAUAUUGAGGAACUCAGACAAACGAUUCAAGAAAAUGAAGAGAAAAUGGCACAAGAAAAAGAUAAAAUUAAGAGAUUGGAAGAGCAAAUUGAAACCCUUAAGGAUGACUCAAAAGAGAAGCAGAAAAAGAUAUUCGAAGAGGCGUCCAAGAAGAAUGGCCAAUUAGAAGAGGCUUAUGUGAGCGAAAGAAACAACUGGAAGAGAAAACUAGACACAGCGACGGAGGAAGCAGUUGCCCUGAGAAAAGAAAUGUUUGAAAGUUCACAAAAACAUUCUGCUGAAAUGAUGGAAUUAAGAAGGCUUUUACAGGAGAAAGAGGAAAACUACGGCAACGAGGAAAAGAAGCUACGUGAGGAGAUUCGUGGGUUUAUUGCAAGUCUUGCAAAUGAGAGAGUGACGAACAAUGAACUACAGGAAAAAAUCAAACAAUCUGAAACACAGAAAGAUGAGACUGCCAAGGCUUUGGAAGUCAGCGAAAAGGUGGUUAAAGAGAAAAUUGAGAAGUUAGAAGCCUCAGAGAAAGCGAAGAUGGAAGAGUUAGAUGCUAUGAAGAAUAGCUUUGAAUCUGAGAAGAAGCUACUGGCGGAAGAAAAAGAACAACAGCUGCAAGAAAAGGUUCAAGAAGUCGAGAAGAGCCGCCUUGACAACGAAAAAUUAACGAAUGAAUUGGAGCAAAUGAAAAAAGAAUUUCAAGAAGAAAAGGAGAAUAUAAACACUAAACACCAAGAAGAGAUGGAGAAGAAGAAAAAUAACCAGGCUGAAAAUAUGAAAAUAGUUGAAGAGUUGAAUAAAAAUAUUAAAUUGAUCGAAGAAGAAAAGCAUAAAGAAGCUCAGGAAUCGCAGGCAAAGAUGGAAGAAAUGAAAAAAGCAAUGGAGUUAGAAAUAAGUGAAUUACAGAUGAAGGUUAAAGAGAAUGCCAUUCCUUUGGAGGAGAUGAAACUUUCGUUGGAGACUUUGAAAGAAGAGAAGGAAAAAAUUGCAUCCGAAUAUGAAAAAUCGAAGGAAAAAUGGAGCGAAAAAGAAAACGAAUGGAAUGGAAGAGUUAAUGAGCUCGAGGAAGAAUGUAAUAAGCUCAAAGACAAAGAACAAGAAACUAUCAAAGAUGAAGAAGAGAUAGCCAUGAUGACAGAACAUAUGGAGAAGUUAGAACAAGAAUACACAGAACUUGAAGAGCUUUUUCAAGAGGAACGACAAGUCAGUCGGCGCCUUGGCUCUCAGGUGAAUUCUCUCGAAGCACAGCUCAAACAUGCAGACUUGACUUUGAGAGAACAGAAACAAACUAUCCAGAAUAUUCAGAACCAGUCUGAAAACAUCAAGAAAAAGAAACAGAUGCUUAUUGAAGUGGAUAAAGUCAUUCCUGUGCAGAAUGUCCAAGAAUUCCUGGACGAUAGUUCUUCUACUGAUGAUGAUCCUGAUAUGAAAGUAGAUGAUCUGAACAUACCAAACAGAGCAAGUACAACAUCUCUUGCCUCUACGAUGCCAGAUUCCAGAAGAUCUACGACUUCAUUCAACAGUUUGUCAAGAUCAAGUCUACGAAGUACGUCUAGUACUUACGGACGAGCUGUCGUAAACCGCCGACAGAGUGCAGUAUACCUCAAAGGUAAUACCCCACCAACACGACGAACAACUUCCAGUGCUGCCUUCUUUAUUGUUGGUGAUGAGUUCGCCAGGGACAUGGAGGAGGAGCCUCUGGAUCAUGGGCACGACUGGGGAAGACUGGCAGAACUCGAGAGAAGAAACACCAUUUGUCCUCCUCACCUGAAGACCUCUUACCCCAUCGAGACUCAAACGCGUCCCAAAUUGGAAAAUGGAAAGAGGGACACUAUGUUGGGCAGCAUGUCUGAUACAGGAUUCAGAACAAGAAAGAGGAAGUCGCUUGAGGAACUCUCUGCUGCAACUGACUCUAAGCUUCGCAAAGACCAACCAAGUUCCAAGUCGGAAGGUCAUUUAAAACGUAGCAAGUCCAAAAAGUUGACGGAGAAGGUGACCUCCAAAAUCAACUCCCUUCGCUCGAGGUCCAGCGAGAAUCUAAACAAAGAAACGGAGAAGAAAAACAGUGGUGAAGGAAACAUAGCAUUCAGUAUCGAUAUCACACCACCGUCGAAAAAAACCUCAAAGAGCAAUGUGAGCCUCAGAUCUCUCAGAUCAAGAAAAGGGUCCGAAGCGGCGGCAGAUGAAGCAGUAGAAAAAGAACCAGUACACAGUGCGAACGCCGCCUUUACCAUAGAAAAUUCUCCGCCUAAAACGAAAACUAACAGUUUGAAACCAAAGAGACGCCGCACUAUAAACAGAUCAACUGCAUCUACCCGGCUUGUCGCGGAAAAAGACAGAGAAAUCUGUAAGACGGAGAAGAAGAAAGAAUACCUCAAAAAGAAGCCGCUGCGACAGACUAACAUUAACUGAAAAGUUGCUUUGAAAGACACAGAGAGUAGGUAGUUAUUCUUGAAGGUGAUUACAUUGUAUAGUUUUAUAGCAGUUUUAGUGUGAUUUUAUAGGUUAAGCACUAGUACUCUGGAUGGGAAAUCUCAAGUUUGCAGCCUUUUUUACCAUGGCGCUCUAGCUAGCAAGGUACUCCUUAGUGCAAACGUUGGCCCCCUCCUUUGAUCGCCCGUUUAUUUGAGCCACAAUGCAGCCCAAAAAAACCAGAAUGAUCAAAGGAGCCAACGUCUGGACUAGGUGCUCCUCAAGUUUCACAACAUCAUCGACAGCCUAAAACCCUUUAAAGGCGCGAUUUCACGGAGUAAUUUUCUCUGCAACUUGUCUUGCAACUGUUGCGAAACAAAUUGCAAGAAUGCUUGAAACGGUGCAACGGAGACUCAAUCUUUGCAUCAGUAGAAAUGAAUUUUACUUUUUGCAACGAUUGGGUGCUGCAACUUGUCUCGCAACAUUGUUUUCAAAUUGCGAUGUAGGUUACACGCUGCAAUGCUCAAUGCAACUUGUCGCAGAGCCGUUGCGGGACAAAUUGCAAUGAAAACGUCUCCGUGUAAUCGCGCCUUAACUAUGGCAAACGAGACGUAAUCAUAUUGAUUAGAUAUGCAAUAGGGUUUUAAAAGCAGACUAGCACAAGUUCAUUACGACUCUCGCAGGAAUUUUAAUAUCAAUAAUUAUUUGUCAACCAAAUUAUGCCUUCGUCAAGACACAGUGAAGGCCAAUAGGAAUGGGAAGUAUAAUUAACAGAAUGGAAUUCGUGACUUGGAUUUUCCCAGAUAAAAUAAGAUGGGAAAUUUCUCUUUUAAACUAAUGUCUAUCAAUAACAAGGACAUUUCUUAGGGUGAAAAAAAGGAUUUUUUGCCUUUCAGCCCUCUUCCAUUUAGCCUCCCCUGCAGCGUUGUGACAAUACUAAGAACGGCUGCAGAAGAGACUAUCUGCCAUUAUCUAUAACGAAAAUAUAAUAGGUUGAACAUAUACACCUGUAAAUAGAAUGAUAACGAAUAUUAUGCAAUGUUACUUAGUAAUUUAGCUAUUUUAGUAAAACGAGUAAGAACAAUUAGCAUUUGUUAACAUGAAAUUAAGAUUAUCCUAGUGUCAAGGCUAUAUCUAGCUUAUUUUGGGUUUCCUUGAGAGAUAGGGGAUAGGUCUUUUCCAUAGUUAUUGUAGUCACCCCCAUCUUCACAAAAGUGGAUUAGCUCAUCGUUACCUUGUGUGCUGCACAUAGAAUCCUGGUGUAAAUACUAGCAUCAAAUAAAAAGUUUGGUAGACUAA